Messenger RNA from Paramacrobiotus metropolitanus, 1048 nucleotides. RefSeq lists its product as uncharacterized. NCBI's taxonomy places the organism in Eukaryota, Metazoa, Tardigrada, Eutardigrada, Parachela, Macrobiotidae. The record is from RefSeq and is a predicted model, not a curated record. The transcript has 3 exons. The coding region runs from base 80 to 1048 and encodes 322 amino acids.
CUGAAGAGUAUUUUUCGUUUUGUUGUCAUAGUUUUCAGUUCAUGUAAGAUAUCGUAUGCAUAUUUUCAUACACUGAUCAAUGGCGCUUCCGGGCGGCUUUGGCUUCCAAAUUUUUUGCUGCAUUGCUGCCUUGGUAUACUGUUUAAUUCCGGCCAGCGGUGGAAUAUUCUUAUUCAGGCGCCAAUUUGGACAGUUUCCGAAAUGGAUUGAUGCCCGCCCAAAGGAAGCAUACGACGCAUGGAUCUUCGAUGACCGUUCCAUUGACCCUAUUCCUUCGCCGGCAAAUAUCGGGAAAUUAGUCUACUGUAUCUUGGAAGAUGCCUUUCUCCCUAAAUGUCCUGUUCACCGGCCCCAACCAUGGUUAUCGACUCUCCCCUACCGCGGCAACCAACCGCAUCAAUAUGAUCCUGAUUAUGUUCGUCAGCCGGCGAAACCGUUCACCUUCGCUAACAGCCCCUUCCUACAUCCGCUUGCCCAUCAAGACCUCACACCUCAACACGGGCGCCCGAAUAAACCAAACAAACCCAAGCCGGUGAACAAUGACGGGAACAAACCUUCGGACAGUAAACCGAACCAUAUCCCACCCAAUGCCGGAAAUGGUCAGAGCGGGAAUCAGAUCCGCCCAGAAGGUCAUGGCGGGCAUCCUGCAGCGGGAAGCGGGAACCAUAUUAAUAAUUAUAAACCAAUACAAGCGAGCAAUCCGUUGACCGGAAGUGGCCAAGGUCACGGAGGGGCAGGAGAGCAUCCACGGCCGCCCUCCUCUGCAACGAGCAAUCAUCAGAACUCCGGUGGCGGAAACCGACCAGGUGGUUCUCCAGGAGGCCAGCCAGGUCGAGGUUCUUCCGGAGGCUUAGGCGGUGGUAGUCACCCCGCCGGUGGAAGUGGCGGUGGAGGUAACCACGGAAGCGGUGGCGAUGGUAGUGGAGGAGGUGGUAGAGGCGGUUCUUCAGGAGCACAUGGAGGUGGUGGAGGCGGAGGCCAGGGAGGUGGCGGUCACGGAGGUGGUGGAGGUCAUGGCAGGCGGAAGUGGAGGAGGAGGGUCAGGUGA